GCAAAUUCUGCAUUACCACUGCUAGCGACGGCUAAGAGUAGCCGCACCGCAGACAGUUUCUGGCAAAUCGCUCACAAAUUCACAGCGCCUAACCAAAGCGAAUUUAAAUAGAACCCAAAGAGUAUAGAAUAUGUCUUCGGUGACACAGCAUGCGGGCAAUCAGCCGGUGGCGCAACAAAAUGGCAAGCAACAGUCGACGGCUGGUAGCGCUGGUGGCACAGCUGCGACCAACAACAAUACACAUGACAAAGUGAGCGGCGGCAAUGGGGCAACGGGUAAUGGCGGCGCCAGUGGUGCAAAUUCAAAUACGCAAUCUCAACAAAGCCCCACCAAAAAGACAAGUCUAUCGACUAAGGAGCGCGUCAUUGAUAGUGUACCGUUUCCGCCGAGUCGUAAAUUAACUGUGGCCGAUGUGUUUGACGCACGCACCGGUAAGCCACAACAUGAUGUACUUAAGCAACACUUCAUACUCGAGGGACGUAUCGAGGAGGCAGCCGCCUUGCGUAUCAUACAAGAGGGCGCUGCACUGUUGCGGCAGGAGAAGACCAUGAUUGACAUUGAGGCGCCAGUGACCGUGUGUGGUGACAUACAUGGACAGUUCUAUGAUUUGAUGAAAUUAUUCGAAAUUGGCGGUUCACCAGCCUCCACCAAGUAUCUCUUCCUGGGCGAUUAUGUGGAUCGAGGCUACUUUAGUAUUGAAUGUGUUUUGUAUUUGUGGUCAUUGAAAAUCACGUAUCCAAAUACAUUAUUCUUACUGCGUGGCAAUCACGAAUGCCGUCACUUAACAGAGUACUUCACUUUCAAACAGGAAUGUAAGAUUAAAUAUUCAGAGCGUGUAUACGAUGCCUGCAUGGACGCUUUCGAUUGUUUACCUCUCGCGGCACUAAUGAAUCAACAAUUUCUGUGUGUCCAUGGUGGAUUGUCACCCGAAAUUCAUGAGUUGGAGGAUAUUCGACGUUUAGAUAGAUUUAAAGAGCCGCCAGCAUUCGGUCCAAUGUGUGAUUUAUUAUGGUCAGAUCCUUUAGAAGAUUUUGGUAAUGAGAAAAACUCAGACUUUUAUUCGCACAACUCAGUACGGGGCUGUUCAUAUUUCUACAGUUAUGCAGCUUGCUGUGACUUCUUGCAAAACAACAAUUUAUUAUCGAUAAUACGUGCGCACGAGGCGCAGGACGCCGGCUAUCGCAUGUAUCGCAAAAGUCAAACAACUGGAUUCCCAUCGCUAAUAACCAUCUUCUCAGCACCAAAUUACUUAGAUGUUUACAACAAUAAGGCGGCAGUAUUGAAGUAUGAAAAUAAUGUAAUGAACAUUAGACAGUUCAACUGUUCUCCACAUCCUUACUGGCUUCCCAACUUUAUGGACGUAUUCACAUGGUCAUUGCCCUUCGUAGGUGAGAAAGUCACUGAGAUGCUGGUGAAUGUAUUGAACAUUUGCUCGGAUGAUGAACUCAUGACCGAAGAGAGUGAAGAACCUCUCUCUGAUGAUGAGGCGGCGUUACGUAAAGAAGUUAUACGCAAUAAGAUACGUGCGAUCGGUAAAAUGGCACGUGUAUUCUCAGUGCUGCGAGAGGAAUCUGAAUCUGUAUUGCAAUUAAAGGGACUCACACCCACCGGUGCAUUACCAUUGGGUGCACUCUCCGGUGGCAAACAGUCACUAAAGAAUGCGAUGCAGGGCUUUUCGCCCAAUCACAAGAUCACUUCGUUCGCCGAAGCCAAGGGUCUGGAUGCUGUCAAUGAGCGUAUGCCACCGCGACGUGAUUCGACGCCAUCGCCAGCAGAGGAGGGACAAAAGUCAUUAUCAGCUGCUGCCGCAGCAGCAGCGAAUGCCAACGCCAAUGCGAAUGCAAUCAAUGGAUAAUUCUAAGUCCAUAGUGUUUUAGUAGAUAUGAUGUAAGUCAGUAUGUAGGCCCAGUGGCUGAAAGCAACGUUACGUUGCUUAAGGAAAAGAAAUUGUGUUUGUACUAUGGGUAAUUAACCAGCGCUAGAGUUACCAGCCGGGCGAAGAUAUUGAAUCUUAAGUUAAAAUGCAAAGAAAAAACAAUUAGGAAUGAAAUAACAAAAUACAAAUUAAAUGAAUCGUGGAGUUGUGUCAAAGGUAUAAUGGAAAGAAAAUAGCAAAAGAAAACAAAUAAACUUUCAGAAAAAGGAAGAAAGAAAAUAAACAAAUUGAAGUAUAAAGUAAAAUGAAAUGUAAGAAAUUCAUAGUAAAUUUAAUAUAUAUCUCGUCGUUAUUAUAUUUCAUCUCGUCCUUCUUUCGAUGCACGGUCGUACGCGGAUUUAUUCCACAUAGCUGUAACUGCAUAUGCAUUUGGGGCAAAUCCAAGCGCCCAACAGCAUUGGCGGUCCAUGUACUCUGAUGGUUCCCGAUAUUCCAGCUAACAUUUCAAGUACAAGCAUAUAAUAAUACGCUCAUAUACGAUGCAAACAUAUGUACAUGCAUACGUACAGCAGCGUAUAUGCAUGUUAGAUAGUAAGAGGGCGUUUGGUGAUAGGAAUGGGCUAAUGCAAAGCACACGCGUCAACGCCGUGCACACUCAUCUGGUGAUCGUUUUGUGGUCUUAUACGUGCCAUCUUCAUUGUAGUCAUAUAUGUAAUUGCUGCCUUUAUUUCUGUUCGCUCGGUCAUAUCUUUUACAUACAAACAUAUAAUAUUUUAUCUAAGUCAUAAGCAUUUUACAAAAAUGCCCAAACCGUUUAAAAAGUACUUGUAAAGCGAAUUAUUGUAACAUAUGUAUAAAUAUAUAUAUACAUACAUAUAUAUAAAUAUAUUAGUUAACAUGUAGGUAAAGCAAGUAAAAGAAAGAGAAAUUUGUGUUAACUCCUAACUGUCAGGGAUGCGAAAUUAUAACCAAUGAGUUUUUAGUAUCUAUGAGAUAUUUACAUCAAGUUUUUUUUCAACAUAAUUUUUUUUUAAUGUAAGAAGUUUGUCGAUCCAUACUUACUUCUAUCUAUACACGUACACGUACAUACUAUGUCUCUCUUUCUUCUCUAUCUCUGCAUCUCUCUCUAACUGUUUUGAUAACUUUACUAACUAUCUAAAUAACAAUUACUUAGACCGAGCCGAAGAAGAAUCUCGAAAUAAUCAUAAAGCUUAGCAAUUUUUAUUUUUGGUAUUUUUAUAAUGAUUGUAUGUAAUCUAUUGAUCUACAAAUUAAUAUUUACAUAUAAUAUGCAUAGUAAUGAUAAAAUAAUAUUAACAUUAAAUCCAAAAGAAUGAUUGUUAACCAAUUGUGAGAAUAUCGCAUUAAAAAUGUUUAGUUAAUUGUUAAUCAAUGAAUAGACUAUCGUGUUUUGUUUAUUUUUCUUUCUAUGUAAGCGAUUUGUAACUAUCUAUAAAAUAAAGAAUUUACUAAAAAAAAAAAUUUAUUAAAUAAUAUUACACUUACUUAUAACUGAAAUGUGAAUUUACAAUUAAGAUUAAAGCUAAAUAAAUCAAUACAUAAAUAAAUAAAAAAAAUUACUUAAUACUUAAAUAAGUUAUAUACAAUAUUUGCAAAAUAAAACAAACAAAUUUGUUGAAGUUAUCAACACAAUCAGCAAAGUAAAUGCAAAUUUAAUGAAAACAAAAUACAUGCAUACAUACUUUUUCAUUAAUUAAUAAUUAUUAAAUAUAAUAUAAAACUUAUACAUAUAGCAAUUUGAAGUACUUAAAUUAGAAAAAUACGUACGUACUCAUGCAUACAUAUAACUUUAAAUAUCGCCCAAAAGUACAGCAAAAAUACAACAGUUUAAACAAUUGCACGAAAAUACAAAAAUUAUGUAGUGAAAUUUUAGAAAUGUAAGCGCUGCGAAAACCAAGUAAAUACAUACAUAUAUAAAUAUUUUCAAAAUUAUAUGUGUGCCUGUUUUAGUUUAUUUUUUGGUAUAAUUGUGCAUAAUAUCAUUUCUUAUACAAAUAAGUCAAUAACUUGCAAAAUUGAUCGAUUGUUUAAAUUUUACAUAUAUAUUUAACUCGAAAUUUCCGAAAUACAUGGGAAAUUGAUUGAUGAUUUCCGUUAGAUUGAUAAAUAGAACGAUAUAAAUCUAAAUACAUGACUGCAUAUAGACUUUUUAAAAGGUUAAUAGCAUGAUCGCCGAUUAUCAACAGUGUGAAAUACCUGUGAAAAGCGUUUUAAUUAAGAAUUAUGUUUGGAAAUGUUUCCUUCAGAGCUACACUACUUCCAAUAAUCUCAUUAAUAUCUCAAAUGAAUCAGUUUUUAUAAUGACACUUUAAAUUUAGCUGUAGAUUUCUUUGAUCACACAUAUUUUUGUUAUUGUCACUGAAUUUUAUCUUACUGAUUUACUUAUGUACAUUGUCUCUACAAUGUUUACUUCAUCAAAACUAACAGCAUAACUAAAUUUGUUCAGUUAUAUUAAAUUUAGAGGAAAUUAAAAUUAUUUAACCGGAAAUAGCAAACAAUUUUUGUUACUUUACUUUGCCUUUCGUUGAAAGUGUCAAAUUUUCAUGCUUUCGUCUUUAGUACAUUUUUGGUGUGUGCAUAAAGCCUUGUUCACACUACCAGCACGAAACCGUAAUACCAGCAAGUUAACUGCUAAGGAUUCAACAAAUUGACAAAGAACUAAAAAUGAAUUAAGAUAUUGGAGAAAGGCGUAAUAAUCAAAGCGGGAAAGUGAACAGUCUUUCCGAGUAGACAUAACUGGAUAAUAUUAUCUGUUUAUAUAAAAAUCAAUUCAGAUAUUUUAGUAACUUCGUUAAAAGUAAUAUGAUUUUCUUAAUAAUUCAAUUUAAUUCAGUAUAAAGCAUAUAAGUACGUAAUUUGAAACGACAUAAAAACAUAUUAAUAUUCCAAAAAAGCAGCUGAUCGUUUUUUUUUUACAUGAAAUCUACAACAACUUUAACAUACAUUUAACAUGAUAUCAAAGUAUAAAAUAUAUGAAAAUAAUAUCUACAUACAUACAUAUUAGGAAAUUAUUACUAAAGAGUGUGUUUUCGCCAAAUAAUGACACGGUGUAAAGAAUCACUUACGAAUGCAGCGUUAAGAGUUUUCAAAACAAAAAAAAAAGAUUAGUUUGAGUGAGGGAAUUCAUUAUUGGUGAACACGAAAAUAUUACAAAAAAGCCAUAUAUUCAAAAACAUUCAAAAGUAGCAGAGAGCACGUCUUCAUUUCUAGAUAAAUCUUAAAAAA
Molecule: messenger RNA, 5122 nt
Organism: Ceratitis capitata (Mediterranean fruit fly)
Lineage: Eukaryota; Metazoa; Arthropoda; Insecta; Diptera; Tephritidae
Gene: CanA-14F
Product: serine/threonine-protein phosphatase 2B catalytic subunit 3
Exons: 1
Coding region: 131-1855 (574 amino acids)
Biological process (GO): calcineurin-mediated signaling
Cellular component (GO): calcineurin complex; cytoplasm
Molecular function (GO): calmodulin binding; calmodulin-dependent protein phosphatase activity
Source: RefSeq, a predicted model, not a curated record